UAAAACAUUAAAAGAAUAAUAAAAUCUGUACGUAUACAAGUGAAAACAACAAAAUAUACAUUUAAUUGUACAAAAUAAAGUCAUGAACUUGAACAGUAUUGUUUUAACAUAAAAAUUCAAAUAUUGGAGCAAUACAACAUAUACAGUCACCAAAUAUAAUAUAGUAUAACAUAUCCAUUCACACCAUUUAGAUAUUUUUCUUUCGCACCAUUACAAAUUUCUAUAUUUAUUAAACCAUACUGUCUCAAAUUUACAUACUAUAAAUACAAAAUCACCAAUGCAAUAAAAUAUAUUCAUAGCUGUGUAUUGAAAAGUACCAAAUCGCAAGUUAAGCUCCCGAAAUAUGACUUCGUUUCAAAGGAACGGUGCUACAGAAUUCUAGAUUUAUGUUGAUCUUCACUUUGUACCUCUAUGUUUUGUUUGCUGCUUUCCUUUCUAUUAUUUUACUUCACCCCCCCCCCCCCCCUCCCAUACGUAUUAACCCUUCUCUUUCUAUUACCAUGCAAUCUCUUUUAAUCCCACGUUCUUAUAUACAACAAUAACUUUCAAUCCAAGCUCCAACAAAUUCAACUAACGAUAGGUCAAAGGUUGACACCAGAAUUCUCACUUCAUUCAAAUAUGGGAUACAACUUACGAUAUUCAUCUUUUGCCUGAACAACUACAAACAAACAAAUAUAUUACUAUCACAAAUGGAUCAACAAAUACUUAAUACCUUUUUAAAGCUUACCUCCUUUCCUUACUUAUUAGGGGAUGGACGGGAUAUUCUGAUGUUGAGAAAGGUCCUAAUUAUGCUUCCAAAAGGAAGAUUUUCGCUACUGACUUGACUCGAGAAAAUCUACACAAGUGAGUACUAAUCACUAAUGUUUGUUUUCUAGACGUAUUAAUUAUGUUGUUGGCAUUGGAAAAGUAAGAGAAAAAUGAGUACUCACAUGCAGCUGGCAAGAGUUGGAAUUCAAGGAGUAUAACUUCAAUGCUAAGGGACAACCUCUUCAUGCUAGCUAUCUCCAUCCCCUUCUUAAGGUACUCAGGAGUUGUUGAAAUCGUUUACUUCAAGCGCAAUGUAUCUUAGUGUUUUGUGUAACUCAUACUGAAGUGUAGUUUACUUGAUGGGUAACUGUUCUGUUUAUAUCAUGGUGUUUUGUACCCAUCUGAGUGUGUUAAACUCUUAUUAUGACGUUGGUCUUCUUGCUCAGGUCUCAGAUUCUCUGUCCUUUUGCCCAUCAGAUCAACAAAGUUUCAUGUCUGAACUUGAUUCCCAGGUCUCUACUGCCUUCGACCCGUUUGCUGAUGCGAAUGCUGAGGACUCAGGUGCGGGAACAAAGGAGUACGUCCACAUCCGUGUGCAUCAGCGCAAUGGUAGGAAAAGCUUGACAACAGUCCAAGGGUUGAAGAAAGAGUAUAUUUACAGCAAUAUACUUAAGGACCUCAAGAAAGAGUUUUGUUGCAACAGUACAUUGGUUCAUGACUCUGAACUCGGACAUGUUCAUGUUUAUUUUACAGCAAGAUAUUUAAGGACCUCAAGAAAGAGUUUUGUUGCAACGGUACAUUGGUUGCAAACACAAUAAUUGCAUAUAAAUAAAUAUAUUAUCAAUUUAAAUAUCACUAGAAUAAAUUAUUUUCAUAUGUUCAGAAUAUUUAAUAUUAAAUCAAACAUACAGAGUUUUUUUAUCAUAGCAAAAUUAUUUUAUCACGUAAAAUACAGUUUAAAAAUACUCAUGCAUUUGAAAUAUUUAAUAAAAAAAUAAAUAUCAAUUUUUUAUACAUAUCACAAAGUUAUUUAUUAUAAUAAAAUUUUCCUUUAUCGUGUAAGAAUAUUAAAAAACUUAUUGUAUAUAUAAAAUUAUAUACAAUAUAUAUAGAGAGAUAUAUCUCUUUUAUUUAAAAAUAAUAAUAAUGAUGUAAAAUAUUAUUUUUGGUAACACAAUAUAAAUUAUUUUUAUAUAAUGAUAAUUACCAAAUAAAAAAGCAUUUUCAUUUACGAUAAU
Molecule: messenger RNA, 1985 nt
Organism: Brassica napus (rape)
Lineage: Eukaryota; Viridiplantae; Streptophyta; Magnoliopsida; Brassicales; Brassicaceae
Product: protein translation factor SUI1 homolog 1-like
Exons: 2
Coding region: 1107-1565 (152 amino acids)
Biological process (GO): translational initiation
Molecular function (GO): translation initiation factor activity; RNA binding
Source: RefSeq, a predicted model, not a curated record